ACAAGGUCAGGGUCGUUAUUUGAAGGAAAGUCGCCUCCGAAGCCCAUCUGGAUGCCUGUCAUCAAUGGUCGCGGGAGCUCUGGCUUUGGUUUGACUAACGAGAUUGAGAAGAUGGUGACCUUCCAACCAAAAGGUGUGCAAGACGGGAAAGGGUCAAUGAGCCCUCUCCCAAGCUUCGGCCCCGAGUGGUUUACUUCCAAGCUGCCCGGAACCCUCCCACCACGUCCCUUGCCUGCCUGCGCAUUUGGCUUCCCCCCUGCCCCUCCAGGGCUGAUAGCCCAGAUGCCGGAGCUGGCAACGGUGUCCCCCAGGGUGGCAGCCAUGGUGGCAGAGGCCCUCCGCAGAGGUGAACGUUGCCCCUGCAGUCUACGGCAGAAACCUUUGCCGUGUGGCCUGCUAAGGCACUCGAAAUCCUUGCUUCGACGGAUUGUCGGGAACCUGGUGCUCAUGAGGCUGGUGACCUGCUUCUUCUUCCUGGGCACCUUCAGCUUGCCCUACUGCUGGAAGCUGGGUCUUGGUGCGCUGAUGGGAUGUUGGGGUAUUGGUCACGACGCAGGUUUGAUCGCUGUACUUUGCAGCUUAGCGUAUUGGUGCUUGGCAUUUUCUCAAUCUCAUGGAGCAGGUGCUUCCAGCUCCUUCCUUCCAAGUGAGGGCCAGUAUUGGCCGCCGCGUGAAUUCCAUCUCGGUUUGGGGAGCAGGACUCUUAUCCGAACCCCUGUGCAGAGUGAACGGCGGCACUUGGAAUCUCUACAGCGACAUUUCAGCCUGAUUCCACGGCGAGGUGACCGUCCAAGGUUUCAGGUGGUUCGCCAUGAUCGCCACGAUUCAGACCCGCCGAGGGCAAAACGGAGCACGAGACGCACUACCGGCAUAACAGCGGAGAAGGUGAUGCAGCGGCGUCAUGCGAACAGCAUCCAGCAAGAGGAAAACAGGGUCGGGCUGCUUUACGGACAUGGCGGUUGCAAAGCGUGUGAGGUCUUGACUUUAAGUGAUCUUGAGCAGACCCUGAAUGUUACAGAGGUACACUAUUGCUCCUGGCUGGAAGAUGUGGCCUUUCAAAGAAAAUCGGCCGAGUACCUGUGGAUGCUGGUCUGUAGCGCAGGCGCUGUGCAUAAAAUGCGCUUUUUGUCGACAUGGCUCUUGUUCUUGCUGCGGCAACAUGCAGCCCCAAGGCUACCAGUGAUUGAAGGGCGUGUGCUGUUUGCGAUCACUGGGAGAUUUUUGAACAUGGCUUUCGACCCGUGGUCACUCAACCAGAUCACAAACAUGGUGCCAGGUGCUGUUUUUCACCAUCCGCACGCCCUGUUUGCCCUGGGUGCCUUGUCCUACUGGUCUCUCUCUCUGGAUAUCCCUUCUGAUGGGAGGACCACCUUCUUGGACUCGUGGUGGGUCAUACCUACUUCUUCUUCGAGGACGUUUUCUUUUUCGAGGCAAUCAAGUUGCCUUACGAUCCGAGGCCGGGCGUUGCUGCCGUGUGCCAUGGGUAGCAGCCAGAACCAGGCUUCGCAGUGCGUCUACUCGAGAAAAGUGCAAGCUGUGGAGUUGCCACUCGCUGAUUCUGGCUGGGCCGCUGGGCUUUCAAAUUCGAAGAAAUUCGAAGUUUCGGGGAGGCUGAAGCAUCCCAAGACAUCCAUACGUCUAAAAAUCCCAUGAUAUCCGAUGAACCAAUAGGUUUAGUUUUGUGGAUCAACCAGAGCGAAGUA
This is a messenger RNA of Cladocopium goreaui, 1703 nucleotides long. The record is from the annotation of a GenBank genome assembly. Lineage: Eukaryota; Dinophyceae; Suessiales; Symbiodiniaceae.